AUGUCUGAAUCUUUUUUCACCAACUUUUACAGAGUUUUCAACAUUGCAAAUGAACAGCCGUUAGCGACUGAUGGUGUGAAAGUUGUACCAUGGAUCAUGUGGAGAUUAUGGAAAAAUCGAAAUGAUCUUCUCUUUAAUGGGAAGGAACUUGGAGCUCAGGAUCUAGUGAAAAAGGCUUUGGAUGAUGCUGAAGAAUGGCAUUCAAGAUUAGAGGUUGAAGAUGAGAGACCAAAGACAACUGCCCGAACCAUACUUCAUCCAAAAUGGACUCCACCACCGCCAAACUGGGUUAAGUGUAAUGUUGAUGGAGGGGGAAAAACUCUACACCAGAUGGGAUCGGUUCUUGAAACUGAGGCUGAAGCACUUAGAUGGGUGAUACUUAUGGUUUGCAAUCUUAAUUACUCAAAGGUUAUCUUUGAAACUGAUUCCAAAAGCCUAGUGGAUGCUUUACAGGAUGGAAAUUUAUGGCCUUGUCUAAGUAUGUUUCAGCAGGACAUUAAAGCUCUUCUCUCAAAGUUUCAAGAUCAUCAUCUUGUCUUUUCCCCUAGAGAUAGUAAUAGAGUGGCUCAUAGAAUAGCUCAUGAGACUUCUUCUUUUAUGAUUAAUGUCCUUAAGCUGUAUUUUAUUAUGCCUUGUUGGAUAAAUUCUUUUAUUGAGAAUGAUAAGAAAGCUUUGUAA
Eutrema salsugineum is the source of this 678-nucleotide messenger RNA. RefSeq lists its product as uncharacterized. Gene Ontology annotation, molecular function: RNA-DNA hybrid ribonuclease activity; nucleic acid binding. The coding region runs from base 1 to 678 and encodes 225 amino acids. The transcript has 2 exons. Lineage: Eukaryota; Viridiplantae; Streptophyta; Magnoliopsida; Brassicales; Brassicaceae. The record is from RefSeq and is a predicted model, not a curated record.